This is a messenger RNA of Drosophila hydei, 2050 nucleotides long. RefSeq names its product asparagine synthetase domain-containing protein CG17486. NCBI's taxonomy places the organism in Eukaryota, Metazoa, Arthropoda, Insecta, Diptera, Drosophilidae. The record is from RefSeq and is a predicted model, not a curated record. The transcript has 2 exons. Gene Ontology annotation, molecular function: asparagine synthase (glutamine-hydrolyzing) activity. Bases 193 to 1902 code for a protein of 569 amino acids.
AUUGGUGGUAUGCUCUUAUGUUUAAAAAAUUUUAAAUUUAAUUCAAUCAAACUGCUGUAAGCUAAGUUAUGAAAAACAUCUCAAAAUUUUGAAUGUUGGCUUGUACUCGAAAUGGUGCUGUUAGGCACAAAACGCUCAUUUGAACUGGUUCGCAAGCACAGGCACAUGCCAAUGUUUACAAUUUGAAACGCAAUGUGCGGCAUUUUCUGUGCAAUCAGCGAAAAUAGCGAUGUCAGUUGUCAUUUGCAUAGCGCUUUAGAGCAGCUACUGCACAAUCGUGGACCGGACGUCAAGGAUAGGCUCAUCAUUGACAAUGUACUGCUGGCCGGCAACGUUCUGUGGCAACAAGGCGCCGCGCCACAGAAGCAGCCUCUAGCUGAACACGAUUUGGUGCUGCUCUUCAAUGGCGAUUUGUAUAAUUUGGAUGAGAAGAAGCUGGAGAGCGUGGCAGACAGCGCUUGGCUGCUGGGGGAGCUAAACAAACUGAGCAGCAAUAACGACGAGCAGCUGGUGGCGUUGCUGCGGCAGCUCGAAGGACCCUACUGCCUGAUACUGUACAACAGACGUGAACAGAUUUUAUACUUUUGUCGCGACGCCUUAGGCAGAAAUUCAUUAAUCAUUGAACGCCACCCGAAGUGCCUUAAGCUGAUGAGCACAUCGUGCCACGUGGAGCCGCACGUGGCCACCGCUGCCAUGGAGCUGCCACCGUUGGGCCUCUACAAGCUGCGCUUGUCGCAGCUCAAUGAGUGUUGUCUAUACCCCUGGCAGCAGCUGAACGAGCAGACACAGCAACAGCUCUCUGCCUUGGAGUCAGCCAUGCAGUGGAGCACGCGACUGGAACAGUCCAUUGCGCCGUCUUGGCUGCUGGACAAGCCGCGGCAGACGAGCAGCUAUGAUCUGUAUGAGUUAGCAGCGGACCAAUUGCCAUCGGAGUUGCUCUACGAACGACUGCUGCAGAACGAAGCCUUGCAGCAGGCGUUGAGCAAAUUGGAUGAGCUGCUGCAACGAUCGGUGGCAGCGCGUGUGCUGCAUACGGCGCCUGUUUGUCGGCUGUGCAUUGCCACAGGUGGCAGCUGCACGCAUGCCAAGAUCUCCGUACUUUUCUCGGGCGGCAUAGACUGCAGCAUUCUCGCCUUACUUGCUGACAAAUACGUGCCCCACUCGGAGCCCAUUGAGCUCAUCAAUGUGGCGUUCGAGCGAGUGGCAGGCGGUCCGGAUCAGAGUUGGGAUGUGCCGGAUCGCCAAACAUCGCUGCAAUCGCUCGUCGAGCUGCAGCGUCUGUGCCCGCAGCGCAACUGGCAGCUGCUGCAGGUGAACGUCAGCCGACAGCAGCUGCAGCAACAGCUCGCUGCGCACAUUCGCCAGCUCAUCUUUCCGCUGCGAACUGUGCUCGACGAGUCGCUGGGCUGUGCCUUUUGGUUUGCCGCUGCUGCAGCCAGCUCAACGGCUCGCGUUGCACUGUUGGGCAGUGGCGCCGACGAGCUGUUUGGCGGCUAUACGCGGCAUCGCAAUGCUUGGCGCAGAGCUGCGCCCAGCGCUGACUCGCGCGAGCUGGCGCUGCGCCAGGAACUGGAAAUGGAUUGGCAGCGCAUACCCGCACGUAAUCUGGCGCGUGACGAUCGCAUCAUUGCCGACUGCGGCAAGACGGCGCGGGCUCCCUUCAUUGAGGAACAUUUAUCGCAGUUUGUACGCUCGCUGGCGCCGCAGCAGCGCUGCUGCUACGCCCUGCCCGAGGGCGUCGGCGAUAAGCUGCUGUUGCGCCUCUACGGCCACAGCUUGGGACUGCGCGAUGCGACGCUGCUCAAGAAGCGCGCCAUCCAGUUUGGUUCGCGCAUCGCCGACAAGAAGCAGCAGGCGGCGCAGCUCUCGGACUAUCUGCGAUUCGAGUCCUUGCAGCUCUAGUGACUACAGUGAACUCUCUAUAUAGUAAAAAUUGUAUAAUAGAUUGGAUGUGAAUCUAGUUCUAGCUGAAGCAGUGUAAAUUGUAUAACAGAUUAUGUAUAAUUUAGGUGAUUGCUGAACUAGAGAUGUUGUAUAACAGUGAGCGAAC